AUGAAUUCUACAGUAUGUCGUAUUGGAUUAAUAAAUAACAGUAAUAUCAGUGCAAGUAUAAUACAUAUAUCAAAUCCUCAGAAGGGUGAAGGGAAAAUGGAAGGUAUAAUAACUAAUAAGCCAAGGAUGCCAAGAACUUCAAUUGUAAAACAAAUGAUUUCCGAUGCUAGACUAUCAAACUACACCAAACUGAAGAGUGGAGAGCGCAUGUCAACUGCGAAAUCAACCUUAAGGGUUGAAUGCCACGAGACAGAGAUCAGUGCAAUAACAAUUGGAUUCUAUAUUAAAAUCAAUGAAUGA
Molecule: messenger RNA, 300 nt
Organism: Macrosiphum euphorbiae (potato aphid)
Lineage: Eukaryota; Metazoa; Arthropoda; Insecta; Hemiptera; Aphididae
Source: the annotation of a GenBank genome assembly